Molecule: messenger RNA, 965 nt
Organism: Pezoporus occidentalis (night parrot)
Lineage: Eukaryota; Metazoa; Chordata; Aves; Psittaciformes; Psittacidae
Exons: 2
Coding region: 181-954 (257 amino acids)
Source: RefSeq, a predicted model, not a curated record
CCAGUCCGGGAUUCUACAAACUGAUUACAGGAAAUUGAACACUAACACCCCACCACUGACAGCUGCCAUCCUGAGCACAACCCCCAUUGUGACAGCAUUACAGGCUCUGACAUCACUCGGCUGUUCUCAGCAGCAGGCUAUAACUUCACAGCAGCAAGUGCCACUGUUCCACAGCUCCCAAUGUGGUUGUCACGGGCAGUGCACAUGGGCAACAGCAGCUUUCUUCUGGGCCUCAGCAUCCUGAUCCUGGCUGCUGGGGCCAUCCUGCUUGCCAUCAGCCGUCGCAGACGAAGUCGCCUGUGGCCAUGGGGCCCACUUGGUUCCAGCACUGGUGGUGCCUGUCCCCAGAAAGGUGACUGUGCCACACUGCUGUGCCCACAGGGUGAUGGCCAGGGCAAGCAACAGCGCAGAUGGAGGCGGCGAUUUCGGGCAGCAGAGCCAUGUAACGCUGUGUCCCCCCUGUGCGGGCCCUGGCGCUGCAGGCCCGGCUGCACCGACUGCAUCAAGGCUGCGCAGGAGCUGCAGGAGCUGGUGCUGUCAGCGUGGGCUGGGAGAGGAGCUGCAGCCGCUCUGGAUGCUGGCACGUGGCAGGCGCUAUGGCAGGACCUGGAGGAGCUGGUGGAGCAGGGAGAGCUGAGCUGCUGCGGCUCCCCCAGUUACCCCGAGAGCAUCAGUCCCUCCAAGAACCUGACAGCAACGCUCCUGACUCGAGAUGGAGGAGCCCCUAUGGAGGUGAGGUCUGUUUGCUCCCUCGACCACACGUGUGCUGGCAGAGUCUCUUCAGCCCUGAAGAUGCACGUGGCUCAGAAAGCCCUGGAGAUAGAGCUGGGGGCCCUGCCCGUGCCGGUGCCGGUGCAGCAGUCCCAGGAGCAAGCAGCACAGCAGCAGGGCUGCUUCCAUGUCCUGGCAUUGUUCAAGGCCAGGCUGGACAGAGCCUUGGGUGGCAUGGUCUAGUGUGAGGUGUC